AUGUUAUUCGAGUACUUGGCUGGUGGUGAGCUGUUCUCGUAUUUGCGUGCAUCGAAAGUGUUCACGAACUCGAUGGCACGCUUCUAUGCCGCAGAAAUCGUCUGUGCUCUACAGUAUUUGCACUCAAAACACAUUGUAAGUGUUUGCGUUGAUCUUUCGAGUUUUGAUUUGACCAGACUUUUUCGAUUCGAUUCGAUUCUGUUCGUCAUUUGUUUCAAUUUUUUGUUUUUUGUUUGA
Anisakis simplex (herring worm) is the source of this 237-nucleotide messenger RNA. The record is from the annotation of a GenBank genome assembly. Lineage: Eukaryota; Metazoa; Nematoda; Chromadorea; Rhabditida; Anisakidae.